UGCUGUGUGCGAACAGUUUGUAUAUUUCUUAGUCUCCCACAGGAAGUAAUCUUGCACAAGAUACCAUGCGACCAAGAAUAAACGGGAACUAUGGGGGUGAUCUGUCUGGAGCAACGCUUUCCUGGAAGAGGAGGGUCUAUGGCUAGGGUCCCGGGCAAUGAACAGUUCAGUGGUCUAUGGUUGCGUUCACGUUGGAUAUUUACUGCGUAGUUCCUGGGCUGAUUUUAACAGUAAGAAGCUUGCUCAUUAAAAAUUUCUGGGCUCAUUUGAACGAGGGCACUACUUGUAAAAUGGCCAGCUCAGCAGCUAGUGGAUUUGUGGUCGUCACCCAGGUGUACCCUCAGCAAAGUGGUCCUACUGCACCAGCUUUCUGCACUACCUCACAUGUUUCCUCUGCAUUGGGAAAGUUUCUGAAAGGAGAUCCAAAGGCACUGGGGACAGUGCAAAUAAUGAUUGGAGUGCUGAACAUAUUAUUUGGCAUCACAAUGGCCGUCUAUGCUGACAGCAUUGGUGUUUACUCUGGGAUUGUUUUCUGGGGAGCGCUUAUUUACAUUUCCUCAGGAGCUCUGAGUGUUGCUGCGAACAACAAACUGAACAAAUGCCGGGUGAGAGGAGCACUUGGGAUGAACAUCAUCAGCACCAUCACUGCUGGCAUUGCAAUAAUCCUUUUCUCUCUGGACUUUGUUAUUAUGAAGAGAUAUUACUGCUAUGGCAGUGAGGAGUCAUUUCCCUACUACGAUGACACUCGAUGUGCGCUUCAGACCAGGUCACAGGGGAUGACAGGAGUGCUGCUGGUUUUCUCCAUCCUGGAGUUCAUCAUCUCCAUCUGUGUGUCAGCAUUCGCCUGCAGAGCAGUGUGUGACUGCUCCACAGAGACGACAAUUUCACCCAUUUUGGGCCAAACUGUGAUGGGCAGCAUGCAAACAGAGAAGCCUCCUCAAUAUGAUGAAGUCCUUCCUUGAAAGAGAUCAGAGGGCAUGUUUGUAUAGAUGUUUGUCUCUCUUUCAAUCCUACAAGACCUUCAAGACAAUAAAUAAUCUUCCUAUUUUCCAUAUAAAUAGCAGACAUAGAUUAGCUACUUUGUCUUUAUCACCUUUCAUAACAUUCCAUUAUACAUUUUUUUUUUUAUCAGCGGCAUCAUGUAUUUUACAAAAAAUCUUGUUAUGUAUAUUACCAAUUAUAUAAAGCAGGGCCUCCUUACAGUUAGGAUGGCUAAUAUGUAUUUUCGUAUUUUCGACACAACAUUUGUUCCUAUACUGAAAAGCUGCUUGGAGAAAACACAUGUUUGGGUUGCGGGUCAAAUAUUUUAGAGCCACAUGAGCCAGCGCUGGGUGUGUCAUUAGCCAACCACCUGUGUCUGUAUUGUUCUAACUCUUGAAUGGCCGUGUUUUUACUAUGUACUACUGCUACACUGUUGGCCAGCGGCGACGUAUCCAGCAUAACAGCAUUGAUUUCUGUACCAGCAGCAACCUAAUCUCAUAAAGAUUAUGAAAUCACAAAUUGCAAAACGAUUUUCUUGAAAUAGGACACAACUGAAUAAAUUUCAGUGUUUGUAUUUCUAAAUUAUAACUGUUUUGUUAUAUAGGCUGAGGGGAAAUGCAUCGUGGCAUAUUACAGGAACACAAGACUAAUUGAACACCUAUGGGAGAUUUUGGACCGAUGUGUUAGACAGCACUCUCCACCACUAUCAUCAAAACACUAAAUGAGGGAAUUUCUAUUGAAAGAAUGGUUUUCUGUCCCUCCAGUGGAGUUCCAGAGACUUCGCUAUGCUAAACGUAGAAUCUAUGCUAAGGCGCAUUAAAGCUGCUCUGGCGGCUCAUGGUGGCCCAACACCUUACUUAGACACUUUAUUGUGGUUUUUCCUUUAAUUUGUCACCCGUCUGUUUAAAAUUAUAUAUGUGCAUUAUAUGACAUCCUGGCCUUUUCUGCAGGUAAAAGGAGCACUUGGAAUGAAUAUCAUCAGCAGCAUAACUGCUGGCCUUGCGAUAAUCCUGUUCUCAAUUCAUAUGCCUCCUACUCUUGCCAAAGGCUUUGGCAUAUUCUUGAGGUAAAACAGUCACAUUGUUAAUUUUUUACGUGAUCUAAGUAGGUGUAUCUGAAUAGUCUGGACAUCCAACAACUUAAUGUGUUAUAUGACUAUGACUCAGCUGAUGUCAUUAGGAGAGAACCCUUCUAAUUGAACUCAUUCUUGAUCACAUGGGCUGCAUAAAUGAAAUAAAGAUUUAGCUACUGACAAUCAUACUGAAAAUAUUUUAACAAGUCUUAAGUGUUUAUUAUGCAAAAGUCCAAGUCUGCAGAAUGUAAAUGUAGGAGUGAGUGAUUGACUGCUACUGAUCUGUUCUGUUUCCCUGUUGUUGGUUUUCUCCAACCUUGAGUUCAUCAUCUCCAUCUGCUCAAAUAAAGAAUAUCAACGUCUUAA
Molecule: messenger RNA, 2419 nt
Organism: Anguilla anguilla (European eel)
Lineage: Eukaryota; Metazoa; Chordata; Actinopteri; Anguilliformes; Anguillidae
Product: membrane-spanning 4-domains subfamily A member 4A-like
Exons: 7
Coding region: 177-962 (261 amino acids)
Cellular component (GO): membrane
Source: RefSeq, a predicted model, not a curated record